AUGUACGACGGCACAAACACCCAGACUACCAACGCCACUGUCUCCAAGUCUACGCCCGUGCUCGUCUGCAGCAGGCCCUGGCUCGCGGCACUCUUCGUGGCCACGAGCAUCAUGUGCCUGACUGCGGUCCUCGGCUUGGUGCUGGAGUUCACGCGCAAGACGCCGGAUCUCGCAGUUAACAUUUCGAGCUUGACGAGGGAUAACCCGUAUAUACACUUAUCACCUGGCGGCUCGACUCUCGACUCGGCUACGAGGGGGCGGCUGAUGCAGAAUGUGAGGAUUAGGUUUGGUGAUGUGAAGGCUGGCGAGCAGGUCGGCUAUUUUGCCAUGGCGUCUUGUGAGAAGGGGGCCGAGAAGGCGGUGGGCAGUGCGUCGCCGCCGGAGAUGAGGGCUGAGAAGUUGAAGGGUGGGAAAGAGAGGCUGUAUGCUUGA
Messenger RNA from Mytilinidion resinicola, 432 nucleotides. RefSeq lists its product as uncharacterized. Bases 1 to 432 code for a protein of 143 amino acids. The record is from RefSeq and is a predicted model, not a curated record. Lineage: Eukaryota; Fungi; Ascomycota; Dothideomycetes; Mytilinidiales; Mytilinidiaceae. The transcript has a single exon.